GUUUUCUCAUUUUUUUUCCGUUUUUUUACAGGGGAUUUCUACAACUUAACUUUGAAAGAUGUGCGUUGCGGACUAAGCUAUUUUGGUAACAUCAUUUACCGUUUCGGUAAUUACACCUGGCUUACCUUGAAGUACAUCGAACACGCAGUGCAGUCAUCUUCUUUUAUGUCAAUCAUGGUCGAAAUCUACUAUGUAGUGAUGCUGUGUUUGGCGUUUGAUCUUGUUUAUACAACAUGUAUAAAACCAAGACUUUUUCCGCCUCGAAGAAGGCGGUUUAUACUCCGCCGAUUUAUUCCGCGGAGAACUGAAAAUCCUGACAGCGAUAACGAUGCGUAUUCGAGCAAAUCAAGUUCUACCAUCUCAAUUGCUUUGCUCUUUCGUAGCUCGUUGUCUAGUCUCUCUGACGGGCCAGACUAUGAAUCUGGCGUCAUGGGCAAUGAAGAACCUCGCUUGUUUCUGGAAAACAAGCAAGAGCUAGGCUCAGUACAUCAGCCGGGAAAGCUCGAACUCCCUGGAGCAAAGAGAACCGAAUCUUCUCUUGAAGGGUUUGAAAGACCUGUUUGUUGCAUCAGGCGAUGCCGAAGUUGGCCAGUGUUGACCAUCAAAGAUCGUGGUUUUGAAGGAUCAUUCCUUCUUCGUGCUCUUAACAUCAGCAUGUUUAACCUCCACCGUUUGGUUGAGUCGAUGAAUGUGAUUUCACCAGCCAUGUCCUUAACAUCAAGCAACACUUCCUUCUACACCUCGAAGAGCAGUAUUCCUCAGUUAACCACCGCAAGGAGUUUCCCUUUUAGCCCUUUUUUGCCCCCGGGCAGUCGUUCCCUCUCUUCCCUCUCUGGGAGCAGCGCGGGUUUGCUGUGCGGUAAAAACUUUGAAGGAGAGCUGGCGUUAUCCACCCAGGCCAGCAGCUCUUCUCGAUCAUCUGUAUCCGAAUACAGCGAAGGAUUUGCUUGGACAGUGUACGACUAUCCUGUACCGGCGUCCAUCACAUCAUCGGAUCCCUUUCAAUACCAACUGCGGCGAUCACAGCAAGAGUACAUCUUCGUGCGGAGGCCAUUUCAUCUGCUUCUGCCCGCAGUCUGUGAUUGGCUUCGCGACAAUUUCUUCCCAGUGCGUGGUGAAGAGUCGAGCGGUGACGAUGGUGACGACUACAACGCUACCCGUGGCGGUGGUAGCAAAGAUCAACUGGCUGACGCGCCUGGACCUAGUGGGAUGAUGAUGUAUGGUACUCGAUUCUGGGUCAGCGAAGAUCGUUUCAGAAGUGGUGGCACAAGUUACGACACAAGACGAGGGUUGAGCAGCGAAGAUCCUAGCUACCUCUGUGUCAGUCAACUAAGCCAGAGCAACCAUUCCAUCCCAAGCGUCAAGCGAGAUACACCUUACCUCGUUAAUAACAUCAAGACCGAGGUGAUUAUGUGCGGUUACCCUGGAGCAAAACCCAACACAGUUCACCUCAGACCCUGGGGUUCGAUGACAGAACUUCACCAUCGGAGAAAUUUAAGAUCUCGAGUUCAUUUCUCUCUGCCGAACAUCUUUGAGGAGUUUGGAUUCAAGAACGGAGUCGCGUUUCAUGUCCAGAAUUUGGAGAGCUUUGCCGUCAAGAUAGACAGUCAUUCCUAUGAUGAAAGGAAGUAUAUCAUCACUGAAGAUACCUCGGACAGUAUCAGUGUUGUCAUGGAAAGAGUUGAGAGAAGAGACCAAAUGCUGCGCGAUGCAGCUAGAGCUAAAAUGGAGCAAAAUAGAGAAAGGCGAAGACGGCUUCGGAUGUUCAGAGAACACGAGGAGGUUGAAGCAAUAAGACCAAGACCAGUGCAGGUUCCUCCCUUGAGCUUUGUGGAUAUAUUCAAACACGAAGCAUACAAGCAAGUCUUCAUUCCUUUCUUGUUCCACACUGGCAAAGAAUUGUUGCUAAGCGCAAUUACAUGAUAUUGUCAAGUUCGUAUCCUGAGCAACUUUUUUAUAUACGACCUUGAAUAUAUGUGGAAAGUCCUAUGCAUGCUAAAACUACCUUGUGUAUAUGUGAAAUAAGUGUAAGCAGUAUAAAUAUCCCCUGGGAUAUAUGUAAUAUAACAGUAUAAAUUCUACCUGUAAUGUAAUGUGUAAUAUUUGUAUUAAAUCUUUACGAUUUAAUGAUAUUUUUGUGUGUGUUGAUUUUGUGACAAUUAAGGUUGCA
Messenger RNA from Dendronephthya gigantea, 2170 nucleotides. RefSeq lists its product as uncharacterized. Lineage: Eukaryota; Metazoa; Cnidaria; Anthozoa; Malacalcyonacea; Nephtheidae. The transcript has 7 exons. The coding region runs from base 166 to 1923 and encodes 585 amino acids. The record is from RefSeq and is a predicted model, not a curated record.